Molecule: messenger RNA, 1088 nt
Organism: Amblyraja radiata (thorny skate)
Lineage: Eukaryota; Metazoa; Chordata; Chondrichthyes; Rajiformes; Rajidae
Product: vegetative cell wall protein gp1-like
Exons: 5
Coding region: 81-1088 (335 amino acids)
Source: RefSeq, a predicted model, not a curated record
GGAGAAUAAAGAGGAAAGAAGAUUAGACUAUAUUGCCUUCCAUCACAGCUGUUGUUUGUGCUGGGAAUCACACGGCGGCCAUGAAGAGGACUGUUGGCACGUUGACCAAGCCGAGUGGCCGGGGAACGCCAGCUGCCCCAUCGGCAAUUAAACCAUCCCCAGCUGCCCGCUCGCUCCGCAGACCCACGCAGCUCCGCGAGACGGGCAGUCAGGCCGGGCCUGAGGUGACGCCGCCGAGCACAGCAAGAUCCCGGGGCCUGGGAACUGUCACUCCACUCAGCGGCACCAAGGCCAAGGGUCCAGGGAUGUUGUCUGGGCCGCGAGCUGCCCCUGCCCGUGUGUCAGGGCGUAGGGAGGGGGUGGGCUGUGGACAGGCAGCUGUGCGGGUCAGCUCGCUGCCAGUGCGGGGGUUGGCGGGACAGAGGCUGGCAGCCCCCCACACCCCCCUAGGACAGAGUAGACGCAUGGCGGCCCCCCCAGCCCGGGGCAGGGGUCUGGGGCCCGGCUCCCCCACUGACCGGGGCCACCCUAACCCCCGUGCCAUCCCCCACCCUAUCACCUCCGCCCCCACGCCUUCCCGCCCCCGACCUGUCACCGACCCCAGCCCUCUUACCCCUGACCCCCCGCCCUCUGACCCCCGCCCUCUCACAUCUGACCCCCAGCCAGUCACCUCUGACCCCCUGCCCUCUGACCCCCGCCUUCUCACAUCUGACCCCCAGCCAGUCACCUCUGACCCCUACCCUCGCACCUCUGACCCAGUCCCUUUCGCCGUCGCACCACCCUCUGACCCCUGCCCUGUCACCACCGACACCCCACCCUCUGAGCCCUGUUCACCCUCUUCUGAUGCCCUGUCCUCCGACCUCACGCCCUCUGACCCGCUGCACUCCGACCUCCCACCCUUCACUCUCCCGCCCUCUGACCUCCUACCCUCCGACCUCCCACCCACUGACCUCAUGCCCUUUGACCUCCCGACCUGGUGCCCCGCCAGUGCUGGAGAGCUGGGCCCUGUGUGUGGGGAGCAGAGCCACGGGCCCCUGGGGAGCGGGUGUUACACGGAGGGCCAGGGGGAGACAGAGGGGAGAGGCUGA